Molecule: messenger RNA, 1017 nt
Organism: Zygotorulaspora mrakii
Lineage: Eukaryota; Fungi; Ascomycota; Saccharomycetes; Saccharomycetales; Saccharomycetaceae
Product: aminocyclopropane-1-carboxylate deaminase
Exons: 1
Coding region: 1-1017 (338 amino acids)
Biological process (GO): amine catabolic process
Molecular function (GO): D-cysteine desulfhydrase activity; pyridoxal phosphate binding; 1-aminocyclopropane-1-carboxylate deaminase activity
Source: RefSeq, a predicted model, not a curated record
AUGGGGUUAGAAAAGUUUAAGCGUUAUCCUCUUACCUUUGGUCCUUCACCAAUCACCCCUAUGAAGAGACUGUCUGAUCUUUUGGGAGGGGAGGUUCAGAUAUAUGCAAAGCGAGAAGAUUGCAACAGUGGUUUGGCGUUUGGCGGUAACAAGAUCAGAAAGCUUGAAUACCUCAUUCCAGAGGCGGUCGAUGGUGGCUACGAUACACUUGUAUCUAUUGGAGGAAUUCAAUCCAAUCAGACUAGACAGGUUGCAGCAGUUGCAGCCCAUUUGGGAAUGGAUUGCGUUCUUGUCCAAGAGAACUGGGUGGACUAUAAAGAGGACGUGUACGACAAAGUUGGUAACAUCGAACUCUCCAGGAUCAUGGGUGCAGAUGUAAGACUUGACUCUGCAGGCUUUGAUAUUGGAAUCAGACCAAGUUGGGAGAAUGCAAUGGACAGUGUGAAAGCACAGGGUAAAAAACCAUUCCCUAUCCCAGCAGGAUGCUCUGAACAUCCAUAUGGAGGAUUGGGUUUUGUUAACUUCGCCAACGAGGUGGCAGAGCAGGAGAAGGCUCUGGGCUUUGAAUUUGAUUACAUCGUUGUUUGUGCAGUAACUGGCAGCACCAUGGCGGGUAUGGUCGUAGGCUUUGCAUUUCAAGGCCGCCAAAAGAAGGUGAUCGGCAUUGACGCAUCAGCAAAACCAGAAAAGACCAAAGCUCAAGUCUUCAGAAUUGCUGAAAACACUGCCAAACUUGUUGAUCUUCCCGUUAAAUUAACACCCGAUGAUAUUAUUUUGGAUGACAGAUUCGGAGGGCCUGCAUACGGAUUGCCCAAUGACGGAACAAUGGAGGCCAUUCGCCUUUGUGCGCGCACGGAGGGUGUGCUCGUAGAUCCCGUAUAUGAGGGCAAGUCUAUGGCUGGUCUCAUACAGCUUAUUAAAGAGAAAAAAAUUCCAAAGGGAUCGAAGGUCCUCUAUGUCCACCUGGGUGGGGCCCCAGCUUUGAACGCUUAUUCAGACCUAUUCAAAGAAGGCUGA